GAUGAGGUGGGGAAAUGGCGGAGGUCGCUCACAAGCUGGGCGGCGGAGUUUGCCGGUUGUCCACCGUCAGGUCCGGCCAGAGUUUACCGGUUUGCUGCGGGGAUGCUUCCGAAACUCGGCGUGAAAAGUGCAUUUUUAUGGCAAGUCGAAAUAAUGAUGCUUUACCUGGGAACGAAGGGCUGGUUUGGCUAAAAACCAAAGCGGCAGAACCCAAAAUAGAAGUCGGGCGAGUGGGAAGAAGUCAUCUUGUGAAUGAAACUUGUUUGUACCAGAACUCAACUCGUUUUACUGGGUUUGUUCAUGCUCGAGAGAUUUUGAAUGUAUUAAACAGUUCUUUAGUUGGACUGCAAAGGUCUUCCGGGAGCAGAGGAUCUGUUUCCGGUCACCUUAACCCGCUCUUCACGUCAACUCAGCAGCUGCGAGCUUUCUGCAUCCUCAUCCGACUAAAUAGGUUAGAGAGACGACAUAGUGACUCUCUUAAAUCCAGAAGCUACAGCAGGACAAGAGACCCAAAAGAUGACCCCUUGUACAGAAACAGGACGGCCUAUUAUGACAUCCUCAAAGUGUCCCCGAAUGCCACGCAGUCCCAAAUCAAGACGGCCUACUACAAACAGUCUUUCCUCUUCCACCCGGACAAAAACCCCGGGAGCGCAGAGUCUGCACUGCGCUUCUCUGAGAUCAGCGAGGCCUACACGGUGCUGGGCAACAAAAGUCUGAGGAGAAAGUACGACCGAGGCAUUCUGAGCAUGACGGACGUCCGCGGCGUGGGAAGACCCCCCUCCAAGGAGACCCCGAGCAGGUCUACGGGAUCCACACAACAACAACAGCAGCGGCAAACUACCUCCAGGCGCUUCUCCCAAACGGGAGGGAGGCCCGUGUACGACUUUGACGCCUUCUACCAGGCGCAUUACGGCGAGCAGCUGCAGAGAGAGCGAGAAAUGCGAGCCAGGCGGCAGCGUGAAGUCGAGGCGCGCAAGGAGAAGCUGCUCAGGUGGAGGCAGAGCAAGAUAAUCGAGGGCACGGUGGGCUUGCUGCUGCUGGUCGCGGGCAUCGUUUUCAUGAGCGUCAGCAAGCCCUGAAAGACGAGCGGCAUCGGGACCACCACCCUUGUGGGGCGGUGCGGUGUCUCGGUUUUAGUCUUUUUUUAAUCAAGGGUUGGAGUCAUUUGGGUGUUCGUUUAAGUCAAUCUUUUGGGAAUACACCUGGCAAAAUCCUACAAAUAAAAGUUUGCCCAACUGUGUGUGACACUGCAAUGGCAAUAAAUUGCUGUCUUACUGUCUUUUGUUCAUCAUCUCUUUGUAUUGCGGUGAUUCCCAACCAGGGUGCUGGAAGAGGUCAUCAGAGGUGCUAAGGGGAGGUUAUCCAAUUUCACUUAGUUUACCCUAGAAUUAACUACAAACGUUUGUUCAUAUAUCUAUCUAUGCCUGCAACACAUAUGGACAGACAGAACAAUUUUAAUGCUUCUCUAUUAGGUGG
Phycodurus eques (leafy seadragon) is the source of this 1476-nucleotide messenger RNA. It is a transcript of the gene dnajc30b, whose product is annotated as DnaJ (Hsp40) homolog, subfamily C, member 30b. The transcript has a single exon. NCBI's taxonomy places the organism in Eukaryota, Metazoa, Chordata, Actinopteri, Syngnathiformes, Syngnathidae. Bases 15 to 1079 code for a protein of 354 amino acids. The record is from RefSeq and is a predicted model, not a curated record.